AUGGUCACGUCUAUUCUGAGGUUUCUUAUCCUACCGAUAUGCCUUCAACUUGAACAUUUUCACAAUGUGAAUAGAUCGCGGACAGAAUGUGAGCCGUCACAGUUUCAGUGUGGGAAUGGUCGAUGCAUCCCGUCUGUUUGGCAGUGUGACGGGGAUGAGGACUGCUCAGAUGGGAGUGACGAGAACACCUGCGUGAGGAAGACCUGUGCUGAAGUAGACUUUGUCUGUCGCAAUGGCCAGUGUAUUCCCAAGAGAUGGCACUGUGAUGGGGAACCAGACUGCGAGGAUGGCUCCGAUGAGAGCGUGGAAAUAUGCCACACAAGGACCUGUCGUGUGAAUGAGUUUAGCUGUGGCGUAGGUUCCACGCAGUGCAUCCCGAUUUUCUGGAAGUGUGACGGCGAGAAUGACUGUGAUAAUGGUGAAGACGAGUUGAAUUGUGGGAAUAUCACGUGUGGUCCUCUGGAUUUCACUUGUGCAAGUGGCCGCUGCAUCUCACGUAACUUUGUGUGUAACGGUGAGGAUGACUGUGGGGACGGAAGUGAUGAACAGGACUGUGCACCAUCCUCCUGUGGACCCAACCAGUUCCAGUGUGGUAAUGCCACCUGCAUCCCAUCCAGUUGGGUGUGUGAUGAGGACGUUGACUGCCAGGACCAAUCAGAUGAGUCACCGCAGCGCUGUGGCCGUCAUCCCACUCCUCCUUCCAAGUGUUCAUCCAGUGAAACACAAUGUGGUUCUGGAGAGUGUAUCCACCGCAAAUGGCGCUGUGAUGGAGACCCAGACUGCAAGGAUGGCAGUGAUGAGACCAACUGCCCUGUCCGUACCUGCCGACCAGACCAGUUCAAGUGUGACGAUGGCAACUGUAUCCAUGGCAGCAGGCAGUGCAACGGUAUCAGAGAUUGUACUGAUGGAACAGAUGAAGUCAACUGUAAAAACUUGACCCAAUGCAACGGCCCUGACAAGUUUAAGUGCCGGAGUGGAGAGUGCAUCGAGAUGAGCAAAGUGUGCAAUAAGGCACGGGACUGCCCCGACUGGAGUGAUGAACCAAUCAAAGAAUGCAAUUUGAACGAGUGCCUUCUCAACAAUGGUGGUUGUUCACAUAUAUGCCGGGACAUGGUGAUUGGCUAUGAAUGCGACUGCACUCCAGGAUUGCAGCUGAUUGAUCGCAAGACCUGUGGUGAUAUCAAUGAAUGCUUGAACCCUGGGAUCUGUAGUCAAAUCUGUAUCAACCUCAAAGGGGGCUACAAAUGUGAGUGUCACAACGGCUACCAGAUGGAUCCCACCACCGGAGUGUGUAAAGCAGUGGGUAAAGAGCCAUGUCUGAUUUUCACUAAUCGGAGGGACAUCCGAAAGCUUGGCCUUGAACGCAGAGAGUACACACAGAUUGUGGAACAGCUUCGUAACACUGUGGCUCUGGAUGCUGACUUCACUCAGCAGAGGAUCUUUUGGGCUGACCUGGGUCAGAAGGCCAUCUUCAGCAUGUUAUUAGAUAAACGUGAAGAUGCAGGCAGUCACACAAAAGUGAUUGACAACAUUCAGACGCCUGUUGGGAUAGCAGUGGACUGGAUCUAUAAGAACAUUUACUGGUCUGACCUUGGAAGUAAGAGCAUAACAGUGGCCAACUUCAAUGGCACCAAGAGGAAAGUUCUGUUUGACAGUGGCCUGAAAGAGCCAGCCUCCAUUGCCGUGGAUCCCCUCUCAGGAUUCCUGUACUGGUCAGACUGGGGCGAGCCAGCGAAGAUCGAGAAGUCUGGUAUGAAUGGUGUUGAUAGACAGGUCCUAGUCGAGACAGACAUUCAGUGGCCCAAUGGAAUCACACUGGAUCUGAUCAAGAGUAGACUUUACUGGGUGGAUUCGAAGCUGCACAUGCUGUGUAGUGUGGACUUGAAUGGAGACAACAGGCGGAAAGUUCUACAGUCCCCAGAUUACUUGGCCCACCCUUUCGCACUCACUGUUUUUGAGGAUCGAGUGUUCUGGACAGAUGGUGAGAAUGAGGCCAUUUAUGGAGCAAACAAAUUCACAGGCUCAGAUGUAACUAUGCUGGCCAGCAAUCUGAACGAGCCACAGGACAUCAUUGUGUACCAUGAGCUAAUCCAGCUGUCUGGGACAAACUGGUGCAAUGAAAGGGUUGAGAAUGGAGGCUGCUCCUACAUGUGUCUGCCAGCCCCUCAGAUCAAUAAACACUCGCCCAAGUACACAUGCGUUUGUCCACAAGGCCAGGAACUUGCCUCUGAUGGGUUCCGCUGCAGACCAGAGGGGAACGUCAGUACCUCCAUACAUGAGGUGAACUCAUCUGCCAAAGGAUCAGCUGCAGCCUGGGCCAUUCUACCAGUGUUGUUGCUGGCAAUGGCUGCAGCAGGAGGCUACCUGAUGUGGCGGAACUGGCAGCUGAAGAAUAAAAAGAGCAUGAACUUUGACAAUCCAGUGUAUCUGAAGACAACUGAAGAAGACCUUAACAUUGAUAUCAGUAGACACGCUUCUGUUGGCCACACAUAUCCUGCAAUAUCAGUGGUGAACACAGAGGAUGACCUGCCGUAA
Messenger RNA from Chanos chanos (milkfish), 2535 nucleotides. RefSeq names its product very low density lipoprotein receptor (gene vldlr). The record is from RefSeq and is a predicted model, not a curated record. Gene Ontology annotation, cellular component: plasma membrane; apical plasma membrane; signaling receptor complex. Gene Ontology annotation, molecular function: protein binding; hormone binding; calcium ion binding. Gene Ontology annotation, biological process: receptor-mediated endocytosis. Bases 1 to 2535 code for a protein of 844 amino acids. Lineage: Eukaryota; Metazoa; Chordata; Actinopteri; Gonorynchiformes; Chanidae. The transcript has 19 exons.